Molecule: messenger RNA, 870 nt
Organism: Athalia rosae (coleseed sawfly)
Lineage: Eukaryota; Metazoa; Arthropoda; Insecta; Hymenoptera; Athaliidae
Gene: Prosbeta3
Product: proteasome subunit beta type-3
Exons: 3
Coding region: 152-769 (205 amino acids)
Biological process (GO): proteasome-mediated ubiquitin-dependent protein catabolic process
Cellular component (GO): proteasome core complex; proteasome core complex, beta-subunit complex
Source: RefSeq, a predicted model, not a curated record
UCUCGAAUAGCAAAAACGGUAAACCGUUUGCUGUUCGCAGCUGGUGGGUGCCACUUUAGUUCGUGGUUCGUCAAACCGCAAGCGGCACUGUUGCUGACAAAUAUAGUGUUAAAUAAUUUGCUCAACUCGUUGGAAUUAGAACUCAACUGAAAUGAGUAUCUUGGCGUACAAUGGAGGAGCGAUCAUAGCCAUGAAGGGCAAAAACUGUGUAGCUAUAGCUGCGGAUCGCCGAUUUGGUGUACAAGCACAGACGAUAUCAUGUGACUUUGAAAAAAUCUUUGAGAUGGGGCCGCAUUUAUUUCUAGGCCUUCCAGGCCUUGCCACAGACACACUGACUGUUAUGCAGAGGCUGAGAUUCAGACUCAACUUAUAUGAGCUGAAGGAGGAUAGAAAAAUCCAUCCAAAAACCUUCAGUUCAAUGAUUUCUAACUUACUAUAUGAAAAGAGAUUCGGUCCCUAUUUUGUCGAACCAGUAAUUGCUGGUUUAGAUCCUGUCACUUUUGAACCCUUUGUUUGUAACAUGGACCUGAUUGGUUGCCCUAAUGAACCUGAAGAUUUUGUAGUCGGAGGUACUUGCACAGAGCAAUUAUAUGGAAUGUGUGAAGUUCUUUACGAACCAAACUUGGAGCCAGACGAGCUCUUUGAAACCAUUAGUCAGGCUCUGGUUAAUGCUUGCGAUCGUGACGCUAUGUCUGGAUGGGGAGCAAUCGUUCACAUCAUUGAGAAGGACAAAGUUACAACAAGAACACUCAAGACGCGAAUGGAUUAAUGUAGUUCAAGCAAACUACAUAUCUUAAUUGUCUUUACUACUCUGUAUCAUUAAGGAAAAAACAAACGAAAAAGAAACGAAAUAAAAAAAUUUGUAUUGCA